GCAGAGAGGAAGAGGAGGAGGAUGAAGCAGCUGCUGGUGCUGUGCUGGGGCCUUCUGGCCUUGGCCGGCACGACCCCCUUGCCCCUGCAGAACAGGGCGCUGGAGAUGGUGCUGGACGAGUUCCACAACAAGAGCCACGUCCAGUUCGUUUUUAAACAGCAGUCUGUGGUGGAGAGCGUGGAAACGCUCCAGAUGGGGACGUUCGUUGACCUGGAAAUCAAUCUCGUUCAGACGGUCUGCAGGAAAUCACAACGAGGGACGCCGAACUGCCGGAUCAAAGCAGGCGGGAGGAAGCAGAUGUGUUUGGCCUGCUUCAAAUUCGACUCCAGUGAACACGUGUUGGACAGAUCCGUGCGGUGCCUCUCGCAGCAAGUCCCAAUCUUCCAGCAGGUGAAGAAGAGGCAGGCGCAGGAGUGCGAGGAGGUCAAGCUGACGGGUGAAGCACAUUUCCGGCCCGGCGUGUUUGCCUUUUCCAAGGGGCUCCCGAUGUGGUCUAACUGA
Molecule: messenger RNA, 501 nt
Organism: Euleptes europaea (tarantolino)
Lineage: Eukaryota; Metazoa; Chordata; Lepidosauria; Squamata; Sphaerodactylidae
Gene: RARRES2
Product: retinoic acid receptor responder 2
Exons: 4
Coding region: 22-501 (159 amino acids)
Biological process (GO): inflammatory response; regulation of lipid catabolic process
Molecular function (GO): signaling receptor binding
Source: RefSeq, a predicted model, not a curated record